Molecule: messenger RNA, 1513 nt
Organism: Cryptomeria japonica (Japanese cedar)
Lineage: Eukaryota; Viridiplantae; Streptophyta; Pinopsida; Cupressales; Cupressaceae
Product: 2-C-methyl-D-erythritol 4-phosphate cytidylyltransferase, chloroplastic
Exons: 12
Coding region: 306-1211 (301 amino acids)
Biological process (GO): isoprenoid biosynthetic process
Molecular function (GO): 2-C-methyl-D-erythritol 4-phosphate cytidylyltransferase activity
Source: RefSeq, a predicted model, not a curated record
GUCCGAGGCCUAAAUAAUUCAAGUGGCCGAGUUCUUAUUGUUUGCGUUUGUAUAAUGAGUCUAAAUUUAUGUCGAGGGGUAUCUAACCGCUCACAAAAAUGGUGUCGUGGUGCAGACUAAAAUAAGAUUGGCCCUGUUAUCAGAUGCUCUUAUUUUGUCGCUGCUUACCAUAUUAAUUCGUUCAUGUGCAUGGGACUAUUCAAUAUUUCCUGUUGUGGUGGGUGGGUAAAGUGAAGUCCAAGGCAUAGAGCAGCGUUGGUGGCGAAGAGGUGGAAAAGAAAAGCAAUCAAGCAGACAGGCAGACAAUGGACAAAACAUUGGCACAGUUCGGCAGCCGCCGCAGCCGUGCUCUUGUUAUUCCUACCCACUCUUGCUCUUCAAUCUCAUUUGCAACAUCAUGGGGAGGAAGAAGGAGAGAUAUAUGUACAAGUGUUCUCUGUUUUAGAGGGCUCACUUGUUCUCCAACUAUAAGGAUAAGGGCAGCUCUUGCAGAUAGGACUACUGAUGCUGAUGCUUUCCAGGAUGUACCAAAAGAAAGCGUCUCUGUUAUUUUACUAGCUGGAGGUAGAGGAAAGCGAAUGGGGGCAAGCAUACCCAAACAAUAUCUUCCAUUAUUGGGGAUGCCUAUUGCUCUUUACAGUUUCUUCACUUUCUCUCGUAUAUCUAAAGUCAAGGAAAUUAUUGCAGUCUGUGAUUCUUCGUACAGAGAUGUAUUUGAAGAUGCUCGCAAAAGCGUGUCGGUAAAUCUUAAGUUUGCGUCUCCAGGAAAAGAAAGACAAGAUUCAGUAUAUAAUGGGCUUCAGGAAAUAGAUCCAUUAGUUGAUCUUGUAUGUGUGCAUGAUUCAGCACGUCCUCUUGUUUCACCUGAAGAUGUGGAAAAGGUCUUGCAGGAUGCGUGGGUUCAUGGAGCAGCAGUACUUGGAGUUCCUGUCAAGGCUACGAUCAAGGAGGCAAAUAAUGAUAGCUUUGUGGUAAAGACAUUGGAUCGGCAAACUUUAUGGGAAAUGCAAACACCCCAGGUUAUAAAACCUGACUUGCUUCGAAAAGGGUUUGAGCUUGUUGAACGGGAAAACUUAGAAGUCACUGAUGAUGUAUCUAUUGUGGAGUAUUUGAAACAUCCUGUCUACAUUACUCAAGGUUCUUAUACAAAUAUCAAGGUGACUACACCAGAUGACUUACUAGUUGCAGAAAGAAUUUUGAACCAAGAUUAAGCUGCCAGGACGCAUCAAAGUACCAUUUCUUUCUAUUUUUUUCUUUCUAAAACCCAAGUUUUAAAUGGAAAGACUUGGUUGUUGAGGAAAGAUGUACUUUCAAUUUUACAAGAAAGAAUUUUGCCCGUUGGUACUUUCUUCACUAGUGGAGAAUAUGAUGACAUAUUGAUUACGGUUGCAUCUUCUAAUUUAAUAAUCUUGUCUUGUAAUAUAUUAUAGAAGUAAAUCCAAGUUUUUAAAUGUAAAGACUUGGUUGUUGAGGAAAGAUGUACUUUCAAUUUUACAAAAAAGAAUUUUUUCCA